This is a messenger RNA of Oppiella nova, 2373 nucleotides long. The record is from the annotation of a GenBank genome assembly. NCBI's taxonomy places the organism in Eukaryota, Metazoa, Arthropoda, Arachnida, Sarcoptiformes, Oppiidae.
AUGUUUGUCAUACUAUUCUUCAUCUACUUGUCGGCUAUCAAGUUGGUCCGCGGCCAAGACAUUGAGCUCGCAUACCAUGACUACCAGUCCAUGACUCAAAUGCUUCAACAGUUUAGCCAAAGUCAUCCAGAUUUGGCUCAUCUCUACUCAAUCGGAAAAUCAGUACAGGGCCGCGAUUUAUGGGUCUUAUUAUUAACAAAGGAUCCGCACGAAGAACCUCUUCUGAAGCCUAAUGUCAAAUAUGUGGCAAAUAUGCACGGAAAUGAAGCAGUCGGAAGGGAACUGAUGUUACAAUUGAUACCAUACUUAUUAAACAACUACAGAACUGAUCCGUACGUGCGAUCACUUCUGGAUAAUACAAGAAUACAUAUCAUGCCGUCCAUGAAUCCCGACGGCUUUGAAAGCUCUGUUGAGGGCCAGUGUACUGGUGGACAGGGAAGAGAGGAUUUGGUUGUUUUACUUAACGAACUAUUUUUGAGGGUAACGGGAGCUGAUUGUUGGCCGUGGACUGUCCAGUGGGCGCCAUUUGAUUCGGGGAUAGUUACUCUGGAUGUCAUUAAUCUGUUGCCGCAAUUCCUCCCAUCGGUUGAUAAGAUCUGUGACUAUUUUCAUACGAUUCCCGUCCUUAUCCGGCAUUCUUGUGGCAAUGUGCUUACCGCCGAUGUAAUCGCGGACAUUGUUUGCCAUGUGUUCGCUGAUCACAAGCAAGAGCUCCCGGUUCUCACCAGUCUUUACGCACACGGCUUGUUGUCUAUUGACACCGUUGAUGGUGUAUGUCUGAAAUGGUUGGCACUGACCCUCAAUGUCUUUGAUAUAUGCCAUCCAUGUAUUGUUCUCCGCAUUCCGCUCCACAGCAAUGACAAGACCUGCCAUUUGAAUGACUUUUUGUGUGGCGCUAAGGGAUGCGACUCGAGCUGUCAUUUCUCCCAACCCUUGCAACACAAUCUUCUGAUCGCCGGCGCUGUUGAUAUCAAUGCAGAUAUCACUGAAAUUGAAUCCAAAUCCUUUGAGUUGUUCCACUCUAAGUCUCACCUCAUCCAUAUUUACAGAUUAUAUAAUAUACGAGGGUUUGAUUUGAAUCGAAACUUCCCCGACUAUUUCAAGUCCAAUAAUAAGGCCCAACAGCCUGAGACUCAGGUCGUACGGGAAUGGAUUGAUUCCGUGCCCUUUGUAUUGUCGGCUAAUCUUCAUGGAGGAGCUCUGGUCGCCUCCUAUCCCUACGAUAACACUCCCAGUUCAAUUUUAUCUCAAUUCACAUUACACUCGAGUGAAAGUCGGACUCCAGAUAACGAUGUGUUUAAGCAUUUGGCUCAUGUAUAUUCACUCAAUCACUUAACUAUGCAUUUGGGACAUCCCUGUCCUGAUGGAAGUAAUACUGGGUUCGUGAACGGAACUACUAAUGGCGCCCAAUGGUACCCAUUGACUGGCGGAAUGCAGGACUACAACUACAUAUGGGGCUCGUGUCUGGAGAUCACUCUGGAGUUGUCGUGUUGUAAAUACCCUCCGCGACAGGAUUUGGGCCGAUACUGGCGGGAGAACAAGAGGUCACUACUCCUGUAUUUGGGUGAAGUGCACCGGGGGGUCAAAGGACUGAUCACAGACGUGAACGGAAACGCCAUAACCAGUGCUAAGCUUAAGAUCAAAGACAGAGAUAUCACUUUCAAGUGCUCAAAAAGGGGAGAGUUUUGGCGCAUAUUAUUGCCCGGGAUCUACACGUUAGAGAUAUCGGCCGAAGGAUAUCAUAGUUUAGAGCAACAGUUUAGUGUAGAAGACGGUCGCAUAACUGUCCUCAAUGUCCAGUUGACUCCCAUUGGAUUCGUAAGUAACAGAUCAUUAGUGAACUCCACUUUGAUUUCUAACAAUACUAACACUUCGGACCCAAAUGUUGUAAAUAUUGCCGAAAAUAUGAGAUUAAAGAUUGCAAAUGUGAAGAGUAGUCCCACGAAUAGAGCACCGGUAACUGAUAAGCAAGAGUACAAAUGGAUUUAUAAUAAGUCAUCGAUUGAUUGUGUGAACAAAUUGCUCUCGCACAGAACGGGCUCUUCGAGACCAUCACUACUAAACAGUCUCAGUAAUAGCCAAAGCAAUCCAAUACUGAUCUCAUCGUCGCCUACCAUCUCCUCAUCAGCUCAACCAUCGAAACUACAAUUCAUUUCACAGCCGUCUGUAGGCGUAGGUAUUCAGCGCCCGAAUCACACAUUAAGCCUAUCGUCAGACCCAUUAGCGCCGCACCAGUACUCGUGGCCGAGUUGGCCGUCCAGACGCGGUCAGGGCAACGGCGCCACUGAGUUUACGACCACUGCUCCCAUCACUAACUUAUUUAGUAGUCUUUCCAACAGAAUCAACAGUUGGGCCACCAAUUGGGGGGGUUAG